Molecule: messenger RNA, 1507 nt
Organism: Teleopsis dalmanni
Lineage: Eukaryota; Metazoa; Arthropoda; Insecta; Diptera; Diopsidae
Exons: 5
Coding region: 93-1391 (432 amino acids)
Source: RefSeq, a predicted model, not a curated record
AACCAUUUAUAGGUGCACCUAUACCACAAAAUGGCAGUAUUUACUAUGGAAACAACUAUUAUCCAAAUCCAGGUUACUUUCCACCAGGUGGAAUGGCUCCUGUAAAUUCUGUAUGUAAUAAUUUUGUACCACCAAGUCGUUCUGCACCAGGUAUUGGUCGUAUUAAUUAUAAUGCAAGACCUUCGGUGCAUUUGAACGGGGCCGACUUACCGCAAGAUGUUGCUACGUUAAGAUAUUUUUUUAAUCUUGGAGUUGAAUAUCGCAUGAAGAAUAAUAUCUCGAAAGAAUCGGAGGGUGAUACUGAUGACGAGCUCAUGCCUUCAACAUCAAACUUAAAAAUAGAAUGUAAAUCUGAUCAAUCUAAGGAGGAAACAAAGUAUGAUUCUAAUAACAACAGCGUAUCAAGAGCUAAUGGUAACGUCGAAAAUGUUAGGAGGACCAAGUAUUCAAAUCAAUCUCAGUUUCUUGCUAUGCGAAACCCAAAUCGUCGAUUUACACCGCGUCCCUUACUUAAUAAGGAACGCUUUGGUUCCAGAUCAAAUUAUGGGCGAUAUGAUGCCGGUGCUGUUCAUUUACAGAAGUAUAAUACACCAAGUUCAACACGUUAUAGAAAUCGUAAUAGUCCUACGAAUUUGUCUAUUACUGGCGUAGAUCAUCAGAAUGGUUUCGGUGGUGACGAAAAUCGUAGUGACAAUCAGACACCGUGUAGUAAUGUUGCAUCCAACAACUUGGCAGUUGAUUGUCAAAGUGAAUCUGCAAAGACUUCUGUAGUUCCAUCACCACAAUACAGCGUUCCUCAAGCACCACCUGGCGCUUUGAUAAUUCCAGUACCAUCGAAUUCUUACAAUACCGGACCACCAUCUUCACAACCGGUUCCAAUUAAUAUGCAACAACCAUAUGCUGCUGGUGGGCAAUAUAAUUCAUGCUUAGGUGCACCACCAUCUAGUACACCAUUGACAGGCAACAUACAAAUGAUGCCAUCACCAAUAAUGCCUGGAAUGGUUAACAAUGGAUAUUAUACGGCUACGGGACCAAUUGCACCAAUUCACGAAGGUGAAAGCGAUAGUGGAAUGCAAUACCAAUUUGUGUCGCAACCUCCAAAUAUGCAAAUUUAUAUUCCAACUGUAAAUAAUGCACAAAAUUUGAGUCCUUUGAUUCCUACCCAACCAGUUGCUGGAGGUCCUCCAUUACCUCCUGUAGCCGGUUCUCAGGGGUAUUGGUGUCCACCAGCAAUUCAUCAAACUAUACCACCGAUUAUAGCGCAUAAUACAACUCCACAGUACGUUCCAGCCAAUGGCAUACCUUUUGGUGCAAAUACACCCAAAACGGCUAACUAUAGACGUGAAAAACAACAACAACAACAACAAACUCAUGCACACCAGUUUGAGUAAACACAUUUAUAACUUAAACAAUUUGAAAUAUUUAUAAAUAUCUUCUUUAUAAAACAUUUAAAUAUUUGACAUAUUUUAAAUGAUUUUUUGAUAGUUCUAAUAAUCCUUAUAAUAAA